Sorex araneus (European shrew) is the source of this 4916-nucleotide messenger RNA. RefSeq names its product transmembrane p24 trafficking protein 7 (gene TMED7). The coding region runs from base 198 to 872 and encodes 224 amino acids. Gene Ontology annotation, cellular component: COPII-coated ER to Golgi transport vesicle; endoplasmic reticulum; endoplasmic reticulum-Golgi intermediate compartment. The record is from RefSeq and is a predicted model, not a curated record. Lineage: Eukaryota; Metazoa; Chordata; Mammalia; Eulipotyphla; Soricidae. Gene Ontology annotation, biological process: endoplasmic reticulum to Golgi vesicle-mediated transport; intracellular protein transport; Golgi organization. The transcript has 3 exons.
CCGAGCACCCGCCCCCACUUCCGGCCUCCUCGGGCCUUUUCCGCCUCCUCGGUGCCGGUCUCGUCCCCGCUUCCCGGCCUUCGGCGGCCCCGGCCCGCUCGCGCAGCGUCCGUGCCCCGUCCCCGGUGGCUGUCCGGUCGGCCCGAACCUCCCGGGUCCCCGCAGCGAGCAGCGCGGACCGCACGACUCUCGGCGGGAUGGCGCGACCCGGCCCGGCCGGGCGCUGGGCGGCCGCCGCGGGCCGCUGGGGCUACAGGCUGCUGGCGCUGCUGCUGCUCGUCCCGGGGCCCGGCGCCGCCUCCGAGAUCACCUUCGAGCUGCCCGACAACGCCAAGCAGUGCUUCUACGAGGACAUCCCGCAGGGCACCAAGUGCACCCUCGAGUUCCAGGUGAUUACUGGUGGUCACUAUGAUGUAGACUGUCGCUUAGAAGAUCCUGAUGGUAAUGUGUUGUACAAGGAGAUGAAGAAACAGUAUGACAGCUUUACCUUCACAGCCUCCAGGAAUGGGACAUACAAAUUUUGUUUCAGCAAUGAAUUCUCUACUUUUACACACAAAACUGUGUACUUUGAUUUUCAAGUUGGAGAAGACCCGCCUUUGUUUCCUAGUGAGAACCGUGUCAGCGCUCUCACCCAGAUGGAGUCUGCCUGUGUUUCGAUUCAUGAAGCUCUGAAGUCUGUCAUCGAUUAUCAGACUCAUUUCCGUUUGAGGGAAGCUCAAGGCCGAAGCCGGGCAGAGGAUCUAAACACCAGAGUGGCCUAUUGGUCAGUGGGAGAAGCCCUCAUUCUUCUGGUCGUUAGCAUAGGGCAGGUGUUUCUUCUGAAAAGCUUUUUCUCAGAUAAAAGAACCACCACAACUCGGGUUGGAUCAUAACUCCGUCUUGAGAAUUGAUGCACCGUUGCCACUGUAGAAUUGCUGUCCUCUAAUUUUAGGUACUGAAGAACUUAAUAUUGGCAACAUUUUUAAAACCUUAUUCAUACACUUCUUGGGGGGAUGUACCGUGCCUAUCCUCAAACUGGAAAGGACACCUUUUUUUUUAUUGGUAAAGGUAGAAAAACCUUGAAACUUAUUUUGGGCUAUUCAUGUUAAAUAUUCAGCACCAAUGAUCUCCUCUUUUCUUGGUUGUUUAUAUUGUACUCUUCACACACUAAACUAUGGUAUUUUGAUUCCUUUAGUCAUUUUAAAGUACUUUUCUUAUAGGUAGCGGAUAUUUUAGAUGCUUCUGAUUUAAUGCCUACCUGUGUUGUGGAGGAAGAAAAUUGCCUUUUAUUUGUUUAUAGUAAAUAAAGUCUUGUUUUUAAGAAAAACCAAAUGUGAUUAACUAUGGCCCAAGCCCUAUCCUGCACUGUUUUGUUUUAGGGUGUGGAAACCUACCAUGGAAAUGUUAGUCAUUAUUGGUAUAAUUUUAAGUUGAUGCAUUGUGGUUUAAUUUAUUUCAUACUAGCUUGGAAAUGUUAGGUUUUUGUUUGGGAGGGUUUAUUCUAUAAUUUAUAGUUAAUCGUUUGUUUUCUCAUAAGCUCAUUCUUACCACACAGAAAAUUGUCUCAAUAGUAAUAGUUUAUUACAGGCCUUAAAAAUCAGACUGUUAUAGCAGGUAGAAUAAUUAGGAAAUAAGGAGGUACAGUUGGGGGCAGAUUAAUUGGAAAAAUUGUUAGUGAAUUUGUGUAAGUAGCAUUUUUAGCUUUUAUAAAGAAAAAAAUGAUUUAUUUUAAAAUCUAAUUGAUUUUUGCAUUUAGUGGCUUUAAUAUCUUGAGUCAUUCCCAGCUGAAACUAGCAGUGUGAUAGUAGGAUUGUAAAAGUGCCAUGCUUGAUCAGUGUGAUGCUUGAUCAGAAAUUAGCUUUUUUGGUUUGGUUUGGGUUGUUGUUUGUUGUUGUUUUAUCUGUAAUUUGUAGUCUCUGGUUAGCAAGCCUAAGAUGAUUUAAAAGUUGAAAAUACUGUGUGGAUAUGUUUCUUUUCAUUUAAUAAUUUUCAUUGUACUACAUUUAAUGAGUACAUAUAGGGCAUAUUCUGUACACUAUCACGUAUAGGCUGUGUUUGUAUUUUGUAAUUUGUAUAGAUUGAACUGAUUGAAAUAAGCAUUUUCCCCCACUAGUAUUCUAGGAUAGCACACAAGAUGAUGCAAAAUUGUAUAAGCAUUUAAAACUCUUGCUGUUUCUGAAAAAUUGCAAUUGCUUUUGCCAUGCCUCUUUCCACUUCAACCCCAAAGUGAAGGGUGCUGGAAGACUCGUAUGUUGAGACUAUGAUAUGAGGUACCAUACAGUACGAAUGGAUAACGAUUCUAAUCACUUAACCACUAUUGAUUCUCAAUUCUAAGUUGUCUUGAAAUGCAUAUCUAUAUAUAUAUAGGCAUAUAUAUAUAUAUAAUUCUGCAUGCAAGGGCAAAAUUAAUUAAAAUUGUAACAUUUUGGCUGCAUCUGCUACAUUGUAGCAAGGGAUAAAAAAAUGUUUUCAACCCUUUAAAGACUCUAGCUGUACCUUUACAUUUACCAGUGGGUUAAAAUGUGACUUAAAUUUAAAAGUUUGCAGAUUCGUCUAUUUGAUUUCAUCUAGUAAGAGUGUCCUGCAACUUUAUAAGUAUCCCUGUACGUUUAGAUUUGAAACAUUUUUAAGCACUGAUGUUAAUGUGAUUGAUAAGCAUGGACUUAUGUAAAAUGUUCUUUCCUGGUUGCUGUCUGCUGUAUGUGUUCAGAUACUAUUAUUAUGUCAUCAUUAAAGCAGAGGCAGGCAUUGUUAUUGUGCUGAGUUUAGCAUAGAUAAUACAGUUAUUUAAUCUCGGCCCAUCAGAAGUUCUGGUACUAGUUCAUUACCAUGAAUAACUUGAUGAAGUUGUUGACAUAUUAAACUUUUAAAAAAUCAACACUGUUACUGGGUAUGGAAAGUAGUUUGGACUUUGUUCAGUCUAAGUUAAUUGAUUAAAGUUUGAUGGACUUAACUAUGUAUUUAUAAAUUAGAAAAUAUAUAUUUAUCCACACAUAAAUUCCAGUAAAACUUUUUUUCUUCUUCCUCCUAUAUAAUUUGUCGCUCAGCUUUUUUCCUUUAAAAAGUUUUUUUUUUUACAACUUCUAGCAAAGUUUAAAUUACCCAAAUAUUUAUGUUUGGACCAAUGGCUCAGAGUACUUAUUUAAACAUUAUUAGUUGUAUAUAUAUUUAACUAGAACAGUGGAAAGGGACUUGAUAUAAAUUUUAUAGUAAAAUUUUAACCAUGUAAAGAUAUAUUUUAGGACAUACUUUGCUAAUAUGUUAAGCAUUUUUUUUCCAGUUAAACAAUCAUUUGUAGUUAACAGUUUUCAUCCUGGCUUGAUAACUUUAAAUACAUAGUACUGAAAAGCAGUUUUAUUCUUCGAGAGAUUUUAAUUAACUCUCUAUACUAUUCAUUUUUGCUUCGUGUAACAUUUAUAGUUUAAGAGAACAAAAUAGAUCCUAUAGCUAUUGCUUUUUUAAAGUAAUAUAUAGAGAAUUCAAAAGAUUUUUCAUUUAUUUUUUAAAAAGAAAUUUCUCUAAGCAGAUGUCAGUUCUGCAGGAUUGCACAGGCAAUUUUCGUAGAAUAAAAUAUCGCUAAGCAGACUCACUUUGUUUUCUGUUAGGAUUUAAAUCUUUCAGAGGUUUUUAGGGAACUUAUAAACAUGGAGCUCACAGUCAAGUCUUGUAACAAGAGCGAUUAUUUGACAUUUUACUGGAAUGUCAUAAGCACUGGCCAAGAAAGAAAGUUCAACAUAACCACCUCUAACUUGCUAACUUACCUCACUUCUACCUAACUUUUUGCAUUUCUCAUUAAAAGUUACGGGGAGGGGCUUGAGCGAUUAUACCAGGUAGUAAGGUAGUAAGUACCUUACAUGCAGCCGUAGGGCUUCCACUGGUUUGGAUCACUGCAUAUGGUCCCUGGGCACCACCAGGGCUGACUUCUAAGCACGAAGCAAGGAAUAGCCCAAAAGCACCACCACCAGGUGUGGCCCAAACCCCCCAGCACCUCCCCCCAAAAAAUUGGGUGAGAAAGAAGCCACCAGUUCCUGAGAAAGCUCUUUUUAAAGUAAUUUGACCUUAAGUUGUAUAAUACCAAGUUUCCGCAGUGUUAAGUGCCAUGGUAAUACGUAUUUUGUUUGUAUUGGCUAUCUUCGAAAUAUUAUUUCAGUUUUACAGAUGAGAAAGUGAAGGCACAGGAACUGGACCAUAACACAGUAAUUAGUAGUUCUUGAACAUGAGCCAGGACAGCAACUCUGAGCCCUUUCUUCACACUAUGCAGGAUUGCCUUACAAGCACCAAGGAUGCAUCUCCAAAGGCUUACAGGUUCAUUGCUUUGGCUUUGGAGUCAUGACCAAGUUCAGAUUAGUUAUGGGACCUCACAAGUGAUUGGGUCUCUAUAUUUAUUUCCUCCUAUUUCUAUAGUGAGGGAAUAGUGAUACCCAUGAAACACUACAAUCAGUGUCUAUCACAUGAAAGCACUUAAUAUAAACAGUAGCCAUAUUUUAUCAUUAUUCAAUUCUAGUUUCUUGAUUCUUCUAAAGUUCUUAUUAUGGUCUCUGUUCAUAUGGGUUCUUAAGUGUGGACACAAAUAUAAAAUUGUUUGAAUGGUUAUCAUACAUAAUCUGCUAAUGGGAAUAAAAAGGAAAUAAGAUAGUCUAAGCUGUAGGAAUGACUCUAAGCUACAGGUUAGCUAGAGAGCAGCCAAGUCACAUCACGUUUAGAAGCAAAUGGAUUCAAAAGGUUUAAGAUACUUAAUGAUAUUACAGGAGGAAACAGACAUAUGGGCUACAGACUUUCCCUGGGAAAUUUAGUUUUGCCUCCCCACUGUUGCCUAAAAUACCAGCAUUUGAGUGGAUGAAUCUCUUAUCCUGGGAUAUUGAUAAACCCUAUUGCUACGGAUCAAAAAACAUGUUAACUUUGUUGAUAAUAAAGAUGAUAUUUGAUGUCCUGCCUAA